CCUCGGCCCUCGAUUGCGCCCGCUCUCUCAAAGUCCGUUUCUUCGGCAAAAACCAGCAACGAAACGGAAGCACAUUAGCAGUUAGCGUAUUCUCGUCUCUCCCAUUUUCGAAGCUCUGGCUACUUCCGUCAAAAGAAGACUAUUUUCUGAUCAAUCUAUGGGAACUGGAGAUGAAGUUGUGGAAAUUGAUAGCUUAGAAAAGGGUUUAUUGACGGAAUCGCGUGGUGGUGAGUCUGGCGAAGAAAGUGAAUCUAAUGAGGAUAGGUUGCUUUAUACGGCUUCGUUUGAAGAGAUGGAAGAGAAAUUUGUUAAGUAUCAAACUGCUCGAUGGGUUGUGUUCUCCUUGCUGCUAAUGCUGGCUUGGGGGAUUGGAUUAUUCAUGCUUCUGUAUCUGCCUGUGCGGAGAUAUAUCUUACGGAAAGAUAUUCGGUCCAGAAAGCUCUAUCUCACUCCUAAUGCCAUCGUAUACAAAGUUACUAAACCAGUAGCAUUUCCAUGUUUUGGGGUGUUAAAGAAAGAGAAGCAUGUUUUAUUACCUUCAGUUGCAGACGUCAUAAUUGAGCAAGGGUAUUUGCAGUCUCUGUUUGGUGUCUACUCUUUGAGAAUUGAGAAUGUUGGUGUGAGAAGGCCAGCAAGUGAUGAUGUUCAAAUUCAAGGAAUUGGAAAUCCAAGUGCUUUUAAGAAGGCUGUCUUGGCGCGGCUAUCAUACAUGAGAAGUGAGUUUGGUUCUAGACGAGUUUCCACAAUUGAAGACAUUCCUACUUUGAGGAUAGGUCACCCAGCAUCACCUUGGGUAUGGCAGAUGUCUCCAUCAAAAUCUCUCAAGCAUGAUUUGCUUCCUCAUUCAGGGAGCCUAAUGCUACUACAGAAACUAGAAGAAGUUGGAAAUUCUGUGAAGAGAGUUCAAACUUUAAUUGAGGAGCAACACUCCCAAUCAUUAGAAACAAUUGGUUAAGGAUACAAUCUUGAGCAAAGAAUUAGAACAAGCCAGUUUGCUGAAGUGGCUGCGAACCACCAAAUUGUCUUGGGUAACCAUUCCAAGAGUGAUAAUUUUCUCAACUGGUAUAUCAAUUGAUGAGUCAAGUUCAAGUGAGAUGUUUUGCACUCAUUUGAUUUUACUUUUGGAGAUCACAGUUGGUUCUGCUCACUACUAUAUGUUGUUGGUUACAUUCAUUGAAUUUUUGUGUUUUGGUCCUGAACUGCAGAAUUUCCAUUUGAGUGUUUGGUUAUGGCCCUCUUCACUACUGUAUCUGUGCUUUAAUUGCAGUAUGAUAUUCUUUUCUCUUGA
Messenger RNA from Hevea brasiliensis (rubber tree), 1288 nucleotides. RefSeq lists its product as uncharacterized. The transcript is spliced from 8 exons. The coding region runs from base 158 to 955 and encodes 265 amino acids. Lineage: Eukaryota; Viridiplantae; Streptophyta; Magnoliopsida; Malpighiales; Euphorbiaceae. The record is from RefSeq and is a predicted model, not a curated record.